This is a messenger RNA of Lytechinus pictus (painted urchin), 5263 nucleotides long. Its product is annotated as carboxylesterase 5A-like. NCBI's taxonomy places the organism in Eukaryota, Metazoa, Echinodermata, Echinoidea, Temnopleuroida, Toxopneustidae. The coding region runs from base 20 to 1849 and encodes 609 amino acids. The record is from RefSeq and is a predicted model, not a curated record. The transcript has 5 exons.
CCAUUUUUCCUCUAGCUCCAUGCAUCAUGCGUGCAAUAUAUUUUGCUUUCAUAAUCGCGCUAUCGACCGCAAGUGGACCCCGCGACAGCCAGCCCACCAAGCCACCAUAGGCCAUCCGAUCUAUCAUUCCGAUUUCCUUCUCAAGUUCUCGUGCACAAACAUGGCGUGCCUUUUCUGUUCGCUGUUUUUAGGGGUUUUAACCGUCAUUCUUGCUCCUCAGCACUGUUUUUCUGAUGAUUCCCCAAGAGUGCAGAUCAAAGAAACCAUAUUUACAGGCACUGAUCAUUACAUAGCAGAAAGCACAACCCCUGUGUAUUCCUUCAGAGGUAUCUACUAUGCUGAGUCUCCGGUAGGGGCUAGGAGAUUUUCUCCACCUGUCACAAAGAAACUUCCUGGUGGACCAUAUGAUGCCACCAAAUCUGGCCCAUUUUGCCCCCAGAAUCUUGAGACAACAUCUAUUGUAUUUCCACGACCGUUUCCUUCAGAUGAAAUGAGCGAAGAUUGCCUCCAUCUUGAUGUGUACACUCCUAGCCUGAACUCUGAGGAGAAGCUGGCAGUCAUGGUGUACUUCCAUGGAGGUGCUUAUGCCAAUGGUGCAGGAGGCUAUUACGACGGUUCUCCAUAUGCUUUGUUUCAAAAUGUGGUACUAGUGGCUGCAAACUACCGUCUAGGUGCUUUAGGUUACUUAAGUACAGGAGAUGAAGCUGCCUUUGGUAACUUUGCUCUCCUGGACCAGCACAUGGUUCUUCAGUGGAUACACAACCACAUAAAACACUUUGGUGGUGACUCAAACUGUGUCACAAUCUUUGGAGAAUCUGCUGGAGCUGUCAACAUCAUUCUCCACCUCCAGUCAUCUCUAUCACAAGGCUUCUUCCACCGUGCUGUCUCUCAAAGCGGGGUGGCGCACAGUCCCAUCAUGACCUCCAAGAACCCUCUUCAUGUUGCCCAGAGGCUGGCUCAGAAACUAAGCUGUCCAACUUCCACCACAAAAGAAAUGGUGGAAUGUUUACGAGGCAAGUCUGCUGAUGAUAUACUUAAGGUUGAUAUGGAUGACCCUGACAUACCAACUUUACCUUUUGCCCCUGUUGUGGAUGGCUUCUUUAUAGAGGAAGAUCCACUUGAAGCGCUGAUGAUGGGGAAAUUAACACGUGGCCCGGAGCUUUUGAUAGGUGUCAAUAACCAUGAGGGAGGAUUCUCCAACCUGGCAAACAGGAUGAACGUUGAGUUUCUGAAAAAUUUCAAUGUUCAAGCCUUCAGAAACAUAGUGCAGUCUCAGCUUGGGAAGUUCAUACCAGGAGACUUGAGUGAUUUGAUAAUGAGUAUAGAACUCAUGUAUGGAGGCAAGAAUGGUAUGACUGAUGAGGAUGCAUUUUAUCAGCUUACAGAAGUCAUUGGAGAUCUAAUAUACGUUGUUCCUGCCUUAGCUCUGGCUGAUGUUAGGACAGCACUGGGUGAUAAAGUAUACUUCUAUGAAUACCAGCACCGAAUGUCAUGUUCAAGGGCUCCAUCUUGGGUUAGAGCUGAUCAUGGUGAUGAGGAGGCCAUCGUCUUUGGUUUUCCCUUCCUAGACAAGCAUGAACAGGGACGCCUUCAUUUCACUCCGGAAGAGAAAGACCUUAGCCAUAUUCUGAUGACUUACUGGGCAAACUUUGCAAAGACUGGUGACCCCAAUGGUGAUAGCAACACUUCUACUGUUAGAUACUGGCCAAGGUACUCUGUUGAGGACAAGGAUUAUAUGAAGCUGGACAUCAUUCCGGAGGUAGCACAAAACUUAAAACCAGACACCGUCAAUUUCUGGCAACAACUUAUGAACAGGGUACACAAGCAGGCAUCAAGGGAUGAACUAUAGAGGGAUGUAUUGUCAACUGUGCACCAGUGCUGUAACAACAUGACAUGAAUUAUUUUGCUCCCUCCUUGCCAGAAAAAAAUGUUUUAGGGUUAGGGACUCUAAAAUAUAUGGAACUGCAGUACUUGAUGUGAACACUUGCCUUGUCAAAGCAGUUACUAAACCAUGCAAAACAAUAUGUAUGUACUCACUCCUGAAAAUGAAUAUAUUUGGUCCCAAAACAUUAAACUUAGGGAGGCCACAAAAUAUAUGAUUCUUCUGCAAGCUGAUUUGAAUAUAAAUGUUAUGAUUUCGGUGGUUAUGUUUCAGUGUAGUUCAUCCCAUUUAGAGUAGUCAACAUCCCAAAUUAAAACCAAAUUGACCAGGUAGACCAAAUUAAAUGAACGAUUGCCUUUUGGGCUUUCAAGACUGAUGCCAACAUGACUUCCAUAAAUUUGUUCAGAAAUCACAAAAUUAUGCCUUAUCUUAUGAAAUGACUUGUAACGUCAGGAUGCUGUACCUGAAUUUCUCAAAUAUGACCUCCAAAGAUGCGUGUACCUUUUCUUGGAACAAUUGAUAUUUGAAAGGGCGAAUCUUUGGACUCUACUCACAACAUGAUGCAAAUUACCUAUCUAACCUCAAAUUUUAGAUAUGAUGCUACUCAACUGGGGAAGGAUAGCCAAACUGCAGUGCUGUAAAUCAAAAUUUGGAGCUCCGAAACCGUCCCCUUAUAAAGGUUUUUAGUGGUGAGAGAAUCAUAUAUAUUAUAAAAUUGCCUUUGCCUAUGCAGAAUUGAAUCUGUCCUGGUGACACUCGUUUUAGAGUGAUAACAAUGUGUAGCCUAAAAUGAUAAGAAAUUUAUGAACUAAAUUAGAGGUUCAGAAGUUAUUUAUAUAGAUUUAUAUUUGUAUACGAUACAUAUUUUUGCAAUAUUUCAUUGAUUCAGUGGAUGUUACCAAAGAUAUACAUUUAUUUGUAUUUAUUUUUGUCUCGCCCACCAGAGGUGAAGGCGAGACUUAGGGAUCCAAAUGUCGUCUGUCGUCCGUCCGUCACAAACCUAAUGACACAUAACUCCACAACCGUAAGUCGCUUUUCAACCAAACUUGGAUGGUAGAUGGACUUGGGGGACCUGCAUGUUAUGCUACAGUCGGAGGUCACAUGAUAGGUCAAAGGUCAUUUUCAGGUCAAUGUUAAAGUUUACAUGCAAGACUCUCUUAUGACACCUAACUCCGCAACCGUAAGUCACUUUUCAACCAAACUUGGAUGGUAGAUGUACUUAGGCGACCUGCAUGUUAUGCUGCAGUCGGAGGUUACAUGGUAAUGUCAAAGGUCAUUUUCAGGUCAACAUUAAAGUUCACGUGCAAGGCUCUUAUGACAAGUGUUAUUCCAUCCCAGUCAUUUCACAAUGAAGUUUCGAUACAAUUCUGUUGCGUGCCCUCGCAAAGGCACAAUAUUUUUGGUUAUUUUCAUAAGUGGGCGAGACACAAAAUCGCUUUUGCCUUGUUUAAAUGAAUAUUUGAUACAUUUUGUUUUGUGUACCUCAUACAUAUACAUCCCUCAUAUUUCAGCAAUCUAAAUUAGUUCCAACAGUUGAGUUAUUACUUAAAAAUAACUCAUGAGUUAUUUGUUAUGCAUUUACAGCAUAUAUGGAUUUUUCAAUCCAAAUUAUUUUAUAUAAUUUUUUUUAUAUCUUUUUAUUUGUUCGAGAUUUGAUUUUUGGUAUUUUUAAAGAUUUGAUGAUCAGGAUAAAUUGUUUUAGACUUGAGACAUUCCAAAAAUGAACAUAUGCCAAAGUAAAGUCUAUGUCCUAUAGGACAUAACUGUUCUCUGAGGCAACAAAUGAGCAUAUUCUCCUUUUUUUAGAUUCCAUCGUGAUUAUCACGAUGGAAAUAUUACAUCAAUUUUGCAGACAAGCCUGUUAUUAGAUUUAAAUAAAAACUGAUCAUAAAAAUGGAAUUCAAAUUAAAUCUUUAUAUCACAAUUAAAGAUUUUUAUUGGGUCGAUUAACAACACAGUUUUAUUAAACUCAACAACUUUGAAGGGGCUGCAAAAGGGCAAUUAUUUUUUUAUUAUCAAAAGGGAAAAAAAGGAGAAUAAAUUGAAACUUUAAUCCUUGUGAAUAAAGGAGCCAAAAGCAUCAACACAUGGAAGGGGAACAGUCUUUUCCUGAGCCCCAUUGUCAGAUUUUUAAAGGAGCACGAUUUUCAACAUUUUACAACUUUUCUGUACAUGCCACUACAAAGGAGUUUAUCCUGUUCAGAACUUGCUCAGGAUAUCAUAUGUACACAGUACCCAAAAUGGGAGAACUAAUUAUGUGAAUUGUGGCAGAGUAUUUUAAAUGUCAAACAAAUACUGCCAAACCUCAAUAUUUGUCUAAAAGUUAAUCAUUAUAUGGAAGACAUGCAUGAUGGUAUCAUGCUAAUGAAAAAAAACCUUUGUUUACAUUUUGAUAGCUCAGAGUGUAAUGCAGGCAAUUUUUCAAACUAUACUUGAAUGCAUGUUGUGUCACUGUAAAUGAAAAGGCAAGUCCAUCCUAGCAAAAAAGAUACUUUGAAUGAAAAAAAAGAAAAAUCAAGCUAGCAUAAUGUUGAAAAAUUCGUCAAAGUUUUAAAGUUUUGCGUUAUUUCACAAGAUAGUUAUAAGCACAUCCUGGUUAGUAUGCACUUGAGGGAAUCUAUGACAUCACACACUCACUACUUCUCAUGUUUUUAAAAAUAAUGACAUAUGAAAUGUGAAACAAGGCUUGAUUCCUCUCUGAAAAUGUGGCAUUGCCAUUGUUGUAACAUAUUGUGAUUAAUGAAGAUGCGUACUUAUUAAAUUUCUGCAAGAAUUUAAAUGUUCUAUAUUUGUAACAUCAUUGACUUGCUUAUUUGCAUAUCCCUUGUGUGGUGCAUAUAAAUCUUAGUGGAAGAAUGAAAAUAAGCCAAAUUGUAAAUUGUCAUAACUUUCUUUUCUAAUGUAUAUCCAAUUUUGAUGAAAUUUUCAGGUUUAUGCUUGAUUUAUUUUUCUCAAUUUAUUCAAGUCCAAUUUAUGUUGGGGUGAGCUUGCCCCUCAAUUACAACUUUUAUAAACAGUAACAAACUUAAUAGAUUUAUAACUGUACAGCGGCUGUUUGCAAGCCAAAUCUAAUGUGAACAUUUAUCAAUCUGUCACUAAAAAUAUCUUUCUUUAGAUGUUCCUUCCUAAAUCAUGAUAAUCUCAUUACUUAUGAUAACAUAUUAUUGAAGUAAAGAGGAAAUGCCUUCAAGAAGGUCAAGUGCCAUUUUGAUGGUCUCUCCCAUAGAGGCCCAUGUAUUGAGUCCGUAUUAAACUUGGCUUAUCUUUUCAUGAAUCAGUGGAACAUUUUUGAAAAGUAUAUCGUGAAAUCUGGUGUAAUUGUGAUGACUAUGUGAUCAGAAAAUAAACAAAAUGUUUAGAAGCAUCCUGUUAAUAUUUCAA